AUGCCCGCGACCUUCACCCGCACCAUCCUCGGCCAGCCCGAGAUCGCCUCGAUCGUCUUUGCGUUUCAGUUUGGCGUCUACGAGGACGUCCGCCCGGCCUUCCGCGCCUGCGAUGAGCUCGUUGAGUUUGUCGUCGAGCCGGACGACAAUGUCUACGCGUGCGACGCGUCGUUUCCCGAGGCGUUUGCGCCCACGCCAAGUGGCCGCACACGCGACGACCGCCUCCCACUGCACAUGGCCAUUGCCAGAGGCUGUGGGCAGCUGACGAAGCGCAUGCUUGGCUGCCGACCGGACCUCGCCUCGGAGGGCGCGAUUCGUUUGGCCAUCGGAGAAAGCCGUCUCGAGAUUGCCGACUUUUUGCUGACGCGGCGGGCGACAGUGCCACAGCUCUAUCGACGCGUCGACACGGGCGCCACCGACAUCUCUCAAUGCCCGAGUAUUUGGAUGUCCGGAAUCCUGGACCGAGACGACGCGAGAGGCGUCGAGCUGCUGCAGCGCUUUGACCUGCGUCGUGACGACGACUUUUUCCAUGACAUUGCGCACGCGGUCAACUAUGCGACAGUCGAGAACUUGACGCUCGUCCUCGACGCCUUUCCUUGGCUCACCUCUGCACCCCGCUUGGACAAUGUGGCGGCCCGAGGAUUUUUGCCUCUGGUCCGGUCGCUCCACGCACGUGGUGUCGCGUGCUCCACAAGUGCGAUGGACGCCGCAGCUAGCAACGGUCAUGUGGACGUUGUCGAGUUUCUCCAUGUCAACCGGACGGAAGGCUGCACGACCAAGGCACUCAACGGCGCCAUUUCCAACGGCCACCUGGACGUUGCCCGCUUCCUCAUUGAGAACCGCACCGAAGGCGCUUCCAUCAACAUUCUCAACACAGCUGCCGGCAACGGUCACCUUCACGUCGUGGAGUACCUCCAUUCUCUUGGCACGUUUGACUGCACCACUGACGCUGUCAACAAGGCGGCUGCCGGUGGUCACUUGGACGUCGUCCAGUUCCUUUUGACGCACCGAAGGGAAGGCUGCACUCGCGACAUGGUCGUUCGAAAUGCGCUCAAAAGCGGGCAUUUGCGCACCGCAAAGUACCUCCUCUCGCUCGACUACCCGUUUCCGACCGGGGAAAUUGAUUUCGACGCUGAUAUCUACGACAAGCCCGAGAUGCUGGAUGUGCUCCGGCUCGUCAUGGACCAUGGCCAGCCGUGGCACGAAGACUGGGUGGGAAAUGCGUGCGCCAUGAACAAUGUGCCUCUGGUGGCGUUUCUCCUCAAGCAGCAAGACGCUCGCUGUGGCCCCGGAGCACUCGAGACUGCGAUCGUGGCACAAGCGAUGGACGUCGUGCGCUAUCUCUUGGCCAACUGCACGACGCCCGUUUCGUUGGCUGCGCUGGAGUGGGCGUUAAGCCAUUGCAGCCGCGAUCUUUUGUCUCAAAUGCUGCUACGCCACCCCGAGCUCCGCGACGACGAGCUGCUUCGCGAGGCGUCGAGCGGCCACAACACAGAGGCAAUGCGCUACCUCCUCCCUGCCGGUAUUGGGAAGCCGCGCGAGUGCCUCGUCGAGAUUGCAGGUCGUCGAGAGCACGUGACGGCGAGCAAGCUCUUGCUGCCGUACUGCAUGGGCGUAGCCAACUAUCUCGACAACAUCAUCUUUCUGUUGGAUCUUUUGGCGCUGUCCGACCGCCGCCGUGCGACGAUGCUGCAGUUGAUCACGUCCGAGCUCACGUACCAAGGAAGAAAAGCCAGCCAAACGAUGCAGCUGGCACCGAGCGUGGCCACGCUUGCAUCCACUCUGCUGGAGGCGGGCGAGGUUGUGGACUGGGCUCUGGCUCUCGUCAUCGGUCAUCUCUAUGCGACCGUCAGUGCUGACGAGCUGGCGAAAUGGACAAGCAUGGUCCGCGACGUCGAGCUCACGGCGCGACUGACGCGCCACUACAGCAUGCCCCAGCGCUCGACUAGCGACAUGGAAUAG
Molecule: messenger RNA, 1962 nt
Organism: Saprolegnia parasitica CBS 223.65
Lineage: Eukaryota; Oomycota; Saprolegniomycetes; Saprolegniales; Saprolegniaceae
Exons: 3
Coding region: 1-1962 (653 amino acids)
Molecular function (GO): protein binding
Source: RefSeq, a predicted model, not a curated record